UUUAGCAUUACCUGCAUUGCUUUUCUUGAUGUCAUAAUUCUCAGGAGGAUGUUUUUCUGGAGAUUUGAUGCUGGAAAAUGAACUACCUGUUGAAACUGUAUCAGCUCCUGUCUGAGUGCCAACUUGAAUCCGCUCCAAUUUACACAAUCUUGGAAGAUUCUUUACACAACCCUGGAACAUCUGGAUAGCAAAGAUGCAUACAUCAGGAUGCUCUUUAUUGAUUACAGCUUAGCAUUUAAUGGUAUCAUCCCCUCGAAACUAAUCAGUAACCUCCAAGACCUGGGUCUCAAUACUCCCUUGUGCAAUUGGAUCCCGGAUUUCCUCAUUUGCAGACCCCAGUCAAUUAGGAUUGGCAAAAACAUCUCUUCCACAAUCUCCAUCAGCACAGGUGCAACACAGCUCUAUGCUUAGCUCCCUGUUCUACUCGCCUUACACUAAUGACUAUGUGGCUAAGUACAGUUCCAACACCAUAUUCAAGUUUGCUGAUGACACCACUGUUAUGGGCCAUAUCAAAGGUGGCAAUGAAUCAGCAUACAGGGGGAAGAUUCAAAAUUGUCAUAACACACCUUCUUACUCAAUGUCAGGAAGACCAAGGAACUAAUUAUAGAUUUCAGGAGAGGGAAACCUGAGGUCCAUGAGCCAGUCCUGAUCAGAGGAUCAGAGGAGGGGAGAGUCAGUAAUUUUAAAUUCCUGGGUGUCUCUAUCUCAGAAGACCUGUCCUGGGCCCAUCAUAUAAAUAUCUGAAUGGUGUCAAGUUAGGAAAAGGGGAAGUACAACGAGAUCUAGGUGACCUUGUUCAUCAGUCACUGGAAGUAAGCAUGCAGGUACAGCAGGCAGUGAAGAAAGCUAAUGGCAUGUUGGCCUUCAUAACAAGGGGAGUUGAGUAUAGGAGCAAAGAGGUCCUUCUGCAGUUUUACAGGGCCCUGGUGAGACCACACCUGGAGUAUUGUGUACAGUUUUGGUCUCCAAAUUUGAGGAAGGAUGUUCUAGCUAUUGAGGGAGUGCAGCAUAGGUUCAUGAAGUUAAUUCCCGGAUCGGGGAUUGGAGCGACUGGGCUUGUAUACACUGGAAUUUAGAAGGAUGAGAGGGGAUCUGAUUGAAACAUAUAAGAUUAUUAAGGGAUUGGACAUGCUAGAGGCAGGAAACAUGUUCCCGAUGUUGGGGGAGUCCAGAACCAGAGGCCACAGUUUAAGAAUAAGGGGUAGACAAUUUAGAACAGAGUUGAGGAAAAACUUUCACCCAGAGAGUUGUCGUUCUGUGGAAUGCUCUGCCUCAGAAGGCAGUGGAGGCCAAUUCUCUGGAUGCUUUCAAGAAAGAGUUAGAUAGAGCUCUUAAAGAUAGCGGAGUGAAGGGAUAUGGAGAGAAGGCAGGUAAAGAGUACUGAUUGUGGAUGAUCAGCCAUGAUCACAGUGAAUGAUGGUGCUGGUUCAAAGGGCUGAAUGGCCUACUCCUGCACCUAUUGUCUAUUGUCUAUUGAAACUGCGAAGAUUUGACAUGACUUCAAAAACCUUGACAAACUUCUAUAGAUGCAUAGCAGAAAAGUGUAAGGGCUGUGUUAUGGCCUGGCAAAGGAACACCAAUAUCUUUGAACAGAAAAUCCUACAAAAGGUAGUGGAUUUAGCCCAGUACAUCACUGGUAAAGCCCUCUCAACCAUUGAGCACAGCUGCAUGAAAUGCUGUUGUAGGAAAGCAGUAUUAAUCAUUGGAGAUCGCCACCGCCCAGGCCAUGCUCUUUUCUUGCUGCUGCCUUCAGAUAAAAGGUACAAGUGCCUCAGGACUGGACUUGUACCUCCGGGUUCAAGAACAGUUACUUGGCCCUCAAACAUCAGGCUCAUGAACAACAGGAUAAUGUUAUGUAACCGGCCACAAUGAAUAUCAACCGAGCCAGGUUAUAUAAAAACAACCAAACAUUUAUUAAACAUGGAUAAACAAUAAAAAAAACAAACGAAAACCUUAGCCGAAAGUUAACCGCUAUGUGGCCAUUCAACAAAUCGCCACUCGGUACUGGUUCUUAAAGCGAUAAAUGCGAAAACAGUUCUUAAAGCGGUACAGUCAAAUACAGUUCUUAAAUGGUAAAUUUGAAAGUCCAACAGAUUUAUACGUUCAAUUGGGAGAGACUUCUCUGGAGAAGGAUUUCUUCAUAGACGCGACUUUCCUGCAGUUUCUGUCCAAAGGAUUCACGAUGAAGGAAAUAAACGGCAUAAGACAACUGACCUUUAUUUCUAGAGAGCAAAUCUUGCAUGAACUUCCUUGCUCUUUUGGCAGGAGUUAUCUUCGAUGCAGGUCGCUACUUCUUCAACGAAGACUCAAUAAGGUCGAUCCUUUGUUAAACUGCCGAACGAUACCAACUUCUUUUAAUCCUUCAGGUCCUGUACUUCGAUAAAGUCUUCACUCUCCAAUACUACUGAAAAGGUACAUCAACAAAUCUGACAGAAAUGGGUAAACUGCCAGUCCAGCACUAUUGUACCUUACAAUAGAACGUAAAACUCCGUUUUAAAACUGAAACUGUGUCAUUAAAAAAAACACGCAACGGAGCGGAGCCUCAGGCUAACGUUCUAGCUGGAAAAACUAACUGCGUCACCAGGGGUCUUCCCUUUUAUACCCGUGGUGAACAUGUCAGCAUGUGACCUCAUCGGUGGGAAAAUUACAUCAGGUGACCUCCAAAAGACCAUUACAUCAUUCUCACAAGAAAGUCACGAGAUCUCCUUGAGGUCUAUCCUGCUUCGUCGCAUGUGUAGCCUGAUGGGAACAGUGUUCUUAUUACGCUGCGUUACUAUGUUUGUUACCUCGCUCUCUGUUCCUGGCCACCACCUACAGUGUUCUGGAAAAUUGUAUGGAGACAUGUGGGCCAAAUUUCAAAGGGCACUCGCAAUUUGGAGUGGUUUUGGAAUGACACUAACAGGCGUGCAUACUUGUGGAGACUACAUGUUCAGUGGCCAUACGGUUGUCCUCACCAUGCUCAACUUCUUUGUCACGGAAUAUACACCAAGAAGCUGGAACUUCUUGCAUACCUUGUCCUGGGUAAUGAACCUAUUUGGAAUCUUCUUCAUCCUGGCUGCACAUGAACAUUACUCAAUCGAUGUCUUCAUCGCAUUUUAUAUUACCACAAGACUGUUUUUGUACUACCACACAUUAGCCAACACUCGAGCAUAUCAACACAGCCGAAGAGCACGGAUUUGGUUUCCGAUGUUUUCAUUCUUUGAAUGUAAUGUCAAUGGUCCUGUACCAAAUGAAUAUAGUUGGCCUCUUUCUAGACCAAGAUUAUUGAAAAGAUUAAUUGGAUAAGUGGUAAUCUGCCCCACAAGUUACUUUGUUGGACAAACCAAAAAUUAAGGAAGAGUUAACUGGUUUUGUAUAAAAGAUUCACAUAAUCAGUAUAAGGCAAGUACAAAUGUGAAGAGGGUGAGGCUUUUAUAUAGUUGGUGGUUGGUUUGGCUCAUGUUAGGUCUACCAAGUUGAAAUAUUACUUUUCCUUUACCACAAAUGUGUCAACUCCAUCAGCUGGGAAUCUUUCCUGCCAUUGGUGGCCUUGUGUGGUUUGAAAGAGAUGCAGCCACCUGCUAAUGUAAGCUCUCCUGACGUAAGCUAUCUGACCACCUUGGUGGUAAUAUAAAUACAGCAGUAUGCCCACGAGAACUAAUGCUGCUUUUCCUUUCUACCCUGAGGAGAAUGUUUUCAAAUGAAGCCAGUGACUUCUUGUCGUGUUCAAAGGCUGCCAUUCAAAUUGCUCAGCUGGUUUUCUGACAAGUCUUUCUCUACUUGAGGAUAUUUGUUCAAAGAUUCCCUUUGUCAUUGGGUUUGGUUUCAGGGAAAUCUCAUUUUGCACUUGUUUAAGGAAACACUAAAGAAUUGUGGGAAACCUGGAAGAACCUUUUACAAAGUGUCUUCAUUCUACAUUUCCUAUUUCCAUCCUCAUUCUACUAUAUAACCACGGAUGGUAUGCAAUCUGUUCCUAAAGCAAUAAAAGGGUUUUGUCCAAUACUGGUUCCUUUGGGGUAGCCAUCAUUUUUACCUAUACCUGUUCAUUGUAGUAGCAACAACUUCAGUCCUUCCCUCUGUAGACCGUGACAUCAGUAUUAAUUGUGUCAAUUAUCUCUCAGAAAUCUGAUUUAAUGCACUCAAAAAAACACUCAGACCACUUGUAAUAUUUACAAUGUUGUGUAGUUGAUUAGAAUACACUAUUUGCAAUUUAAAAUGUUCGAUUUAUCUAAACCAUAAUUAGGCAUUAUUUAUAAAAUAAUUCAGUAGUUUUUAUCAAUUUAAUUGCUGUUGGAUAGUUUAUGCAAUCCACUGUUAGAAAGGAGAAUCCUUCAUUUCACUUGGGAGAAGUUGUGACUGUACUUCACCUCUGGUGACUUAUCAGAAACACUUCUUACAAGUUGACUUGUAGAUUAGGACAUAUUUUGCUUGUGGACUUGCAAGAUGCCAGGCACAUAUUCCAGUUUGAAAAAUUAAAAAUGAUGAAUGAAUGUGUUUUUGUUUUAACAAUUGUAAGAAAUUGACAAGCCAGGUAACAUUUUCUUUAGUGAGUUGUUAUCAGAUUAAUUUGAUAAGGUGAUAGUAUUAGCAUCAGAGGUAAACUCCCUCAUUCAGUCAGAUCAAGACCGAUCAUUGCUACUUUCCUGAUCUAUCCUGAUAUCCCCUGAUUUCCUUGGUAUCCUGCAAUCUACCGAUCUCUGUUUUGAAUCUCCUUGGUGAUUUCCAUAACCCUCUUGGCUGGAGAAUUCUCGAGAUUCACAACCAAAUAAACUCAUUUCAAUCCCAGAUUGCUGACCGCACCCCCCCCCUUAUUUUGAGAUUGUGAUUGUGGGUCCUGGAAACCCAGCAUCAUUCCAGUAUCCACCAUAUCAAGUGCCAUCAGAAUUCUGUAUGUUUCAUUGAGAUCAUCUCUUAAGUCUAAACUCUUGGGUAUACCAGCCCUUUCAGUUUAAUGCCUGCACUAGGACAAUCCCCUGAAAUGCCUAGAGAGAAUCUGACAAAUCUCUACUGUUCUCCCUCUGCCACUGGCAUAUCCUUGGUAAGGACAAGAUCUGGAUGUGGUACUGUAGAUGGCCGUCUCAUCACAGCUCUGUGCAUUAGCCGAUCCUCCCACUUGGAUCAAGAAGCAAAGCACCCCAGUUUGAUAUUUUUGCUUCAUGCCUUGAUGCAGAGGUUAAUGGCAAGCUCCUGGCACUGUGUGGAACAAUGCAGUGCAGAUACAACAGCUGCUCCUUAAAUGUCACAGAAGUGGAACUGUUGCCUGGUACUGUUCAAAAAUGUGCUGCUGUUAUACAAAAUAAUCAUAGCAUAUUGGAAUUUACCCAAUGUACUAUUCAGUUACCUGGGUAGUAAAUUGAAGAGCAAAGAGUAGAUGAGAUGGUAGAAGUAUUUUAUCGGUAGAGCCAUAUAUGGGAUUUCAUUUAAAUGAAUGAAUAUUGAUUAGCUCAGUGCACGUUUACAUUCCCAUUUCUGUUAAAUGGCAUCUUUUAAAUGAUUCAAAGUUCACAUUCUGUACAGUCUUAAUGUUCAUUCCCCAAACUGGAUGCAAUACAAACCUUUAGAGGACAGUGUCUGCUUGUAGAACUUAGCUGUAGAAGGCUGGCAUGACCGUUGCCAACGACAGAGUGUUUUGCAUGCACUGAGAACUUAGCUACUUAAGUUUCUUUAACAUUACGGAUGUUAGGUAGGUUGCCAAUAACUGGUUGUGCUGUCAUGUGGCUGUCCUACAGAAAGUUGUUUGUAUUUGUCCAUAAAUAUGCCUGAAUGUUUUUGAUAUUGAAUAUGACUUGUGCUGAUCUUCCUUUGUUAGUUAACACAGGUUCCUGUUUUAAUUCAUAAACAGAGCUCUGCAGUGUCACAAGGGAGUAACCUUAUCUGCCCAUUUGUGGAGAAGCAUUUUUCUUCCUUGGCCGUGCUUUGAGCAUCAGCAGCUUUGAUCUGAUGAACUAUCCACAUGGGGUCUCACACUGUUAUCAGCAUUGUAAUUUUAUUUCUUUUGAGAUACUGUGUGACUGCACUGUCUCCUUGUUCUGCCACUAGGUUCCUGUACCUGAUUCAGUGUGACAUUCCCAGGUUGGCUUUCCUCUUCUAUUGUGAUAACAUGAAUUGAGGGACAGUAAUGUUACUAGCUAACAAGCACCCCCUGGCUAUUCAGCUUGGUGCUGAAGGACCUCACACAACUCUGAGCUUCUAAUGAUCACUGAGAUGUACUUACUGAUUGUGGGUUUGUGGGGAACCCUGGUAUUCUUGCAGCGCUGUAGCAUGCACCUUCUUUUGUUCCUCCUCACUGGCGUGUCAUUGGCCAUGUAAAUCUGAUAAAAUCCCAUUUCCAAGGUUUUCAGCUAAUCGUUAGAAGGGCUUUUGGUGGAGGCAUUUGUGGAUGAUUCUGCUCAGGAGAACAUUUUGGGAAGGGGUGGAACUUGAACCUGAGGCAGUUCUCAAAGAGAGGCCUUCUUAGUCCUCUACUAUAAAGAUGAAGCCACACUCAGGUUGGAGGAACAACACCUUAUAUUCCAUCUGGGUAGCCUCCAAUCUGGUGGCAUGAGCAUUGACUUCUCUAACUUCCGUUAAUGCCCCUCCUCCCAUUCUUACCCCAUCCCUUAUUUAUUUAUUUAUUUAUUUAUUUAUUUAUUUAUUAUUUUUCCCUUUUUUCUCUCUCUGUCCCUCUCACAAUAUCUCCUUGCCUACUCUCCACCUUCCUCUGGUGCUCCCCUCCCCCUUUCUUUCUCCCUAGGCCUCCCAACCCAUGAUCCUUUCCCUUCUCCAGCCUUGUAUCCCUUUUGCCAAUCAACUUUCCAGCUCUUAGCUCCAUCCCUCCCCCUCCUGUCUUCUCCUAUCAUUUCUGAUCUCCCCCUCCCGCUCCCACUUUCAAAUCUCUUACUAUCUCUUCUUUCAGUUAGUCCUGACGAAGGGUCUCGGCGCAAAAUGUCAACUAUGCUUCUUCCUAUGGAUGCUGACUGGCCUUCUGUGUUCCACCAGCAUUUUGUGUGUGUUCCUUCCUAAUCAAACAGCAUUCUCAGGGAGCAUAAUGAGGAAUCACUUCAGUCAAAAAUGUUCAGAUCAAACUGUUUUUGUGACACACAAUGUAUUAUGAAAUGAAUUUAUUCUGUGUCUAUCAACUGCACCACGAUCCUUAACUAUCAAUACUUUGACUCCAAAUGUACAAAUUAUUCUGGUCCUGCUGUGUAAAGCCGGGUAAAGGAAACUGCCAAGGAAUAAGGUAAAAAUGUUAGUGACUUUUAAAUUUAAAUGGGCAAAUGUAUUCCAGAUCUUACACUUAAGCUCCAAAGUUUGAGGGAUUGCAAGUGUUUUUUAAUCUCCUGGGUCUGUCUUGUCAUGACCCUGAGCCUCUGACUCCCUACAUCAGAAAGAGCAUCUUGCUGCAAUGAUUUCUUGUAUUCCCUAUUUAGAAAAAAAACACCUCCUUCACUGAUUAAGCUGAAAGUAACAGAAAAGCCAGCAAAGUGAGCUGGUUAGGAAAAGUACUAACCAUUUAUAUAGCGUAAAUCUCAUGGACAGCUCACUGUCUGUUGAGGCCAGUUAGAGAUGCUGAUCCUGCCAGUAUGCCCAUGUCCCAAAAAUGAACUCAUGUUAGUUGUCCUGUCCAAGUGGAUGGAUGAGGUGAAAUAGCCUGGUGUUGAAUAAGGUUGUAAGCUUCAAGAAAACAUUCAAUAUCAAAAAAUCCAAUUUGCUUCAGGUGUGUGUGUGUGUGUGUGUGUGUGAGAGAGAGAGAGAGAGAGAGAGAGAGACACACACACACAUACAUAGUUGGUGAGUGUUUGAGGCAAACCAACAUAAUUAGAUAACCAACGAUAUCAGAAUGUUUUUUCUUACAAACACCAAUUAAUUACCUUUUUAUAAAUUAAAUAGAUAUAAAACAACCCUGUGUUUAAAAAAAAACUCUUAAUAGACUGUUUACUUUUAGGUUUGAAGUACUAUUCAGUAUUACUAAUAUUUAUUAAGUUCAAAUCAGAGGUAUUAAAUGUUUACAUUGGUAUUUUGUUCAAUAAAGGAGCCUGAGUUGGAGCAGCAGUGUUCUGCAGUUCUGUGCAUCAGCUCUGUCUGAUUCCAUCUUUAUAAAUGUUGCCUUUUAUUGGCUUUUGCUGACAUCUAGGUAAAAAUUCCAGAAUGUUUUUCUGUACAAAUUCUCAAUAAAUUUGUU
This is a messenger RNA of Mobula hypostoma (lesser devil ray), 8140 nucleotides long. It is a transcript of the gene samd8a, whose product is annotated as sterile alpha motif domain containing 8. Gene Ontology annotation, cellular component: endoplasmic reticulum membrane; Golgi membrane; plasma membrane. Bases 2614 to 3285 code for a protein of 223 amino acids. The record is from RefSeq and is a predicted model, not a curated record. The transcript is spliced from 4 exons. Gene Ontology annotation, molecular function: ceramide cholinephosphotransferase activity; protein binding; sphingomyelin synthase activity. Gene Ontology annotation, biological process: ceramide biosynthetic process. NCBI's taxonomy places the organism in Eukaryota, Metazoa, Chordata, Chondrichthyes, Myliobatiformes, Myliobatidae.